AUGACAAGGUCAUUGGAUGAUUUGGGUGUAAACUGGGUGAUCGAGCAAGCAACCCGUCUGAAGGCUCGCCGGCGACCAUCAGUUGCCUCUAUAUCUAUCACUGCUCCUUAUUCCCGAGCUUUGAACGAAGCCGUGGACGCCAUGGUCGAUGCCGGAGUCGAAACGGCCGUCGCUGCCGGCAAUGAUAACACCAACGCUUGCGACUACUCUCCAGGCAGCUCUGCUAAGGUUCUAACAGUCGGUUCGACCUAUGACACAGAUGGCCGCCUCAUUUCUUCCAACUACGGUCCAUGUAUCGACAUCUUCUCCCCCGGCGCCUACACAGUAUCUACAUGGAUAGGUGCUAGCAACAGAGCAACCGAGACCCUAACCGGUACUUCCAUGGCUUGCGCUCAUGUAGCUGGUGCCCUAGCUCUGUACCUUACUCAGGAUGAACUGAUGCACCAGAGCACGGCCAAUGUAGUAACAGAUCCCGGUCCUGGAUCACCAAACAGGUUCCUCUACAUUCAGAAGAAAAGAUGAAGGUCUAUGCAAGUCCCCACUUCGCAUCUUAAAAAGUAAUCGCUGAAAUUGAAAAUGAUCAAGUAUAAUCACACAAUAGAUUUCAGAUUGCGUCAUCACAAUGCAAAUGUUUAAAGUUUUACACCGGACCGUUUGAAAGCAAGUUUUCAUCCGAUUGAAAGAUAAUAGUAGAAGAGUGCUCACAGCUUCUUAACGGCUUGAUAUUUAAAUUAUGCUCUAUACGUUUUUUAUCGACAUAUCAAAAUAAUAAAUCAAAUGUAUAGAAUUUAAAAAUACAUGGAGUAAUUUUCUACCUGUAAAUGUUUUAUGGACGAAUGGACAAUCAUUAAAGGGGUUAUCAUCCUAA
Molecule: messenger RNA, 868 nt
Organism: Strongylocentrotus purpuratus (purple sea urchin)
Lineage: Eukaryota; Metazoa; Echinodermata; Echinoidea; Camarodonta; Strongylocentrotidae
Product: aqualysin-1-like
Exons: 5
Coding region: 1-522 (173 amino acids)
Biological process (GO): proteolysis
Molecular function (GO): serine-type endopeptidase activity
Source: RefSeq, a predicted model, not a curated record